This is a messenger RNA of Mytilus californianus (California mussel), 2208 nucleotides long. Its product is annotated as dihydrolipoyl dehydrogenase, mitochondrial-like. Gene Ontology annotation, molecular function: dihydrolipoyl dehydrogenase (NADH) activity; flavin adenine dinucleotide binding. Bases 64 to 1578 code for a protein of 504 amino acids. The record is from RefSeq and is a predicted model, not a curated record. Lineage: Eukaryota; Metazoa; Mollusca; Bivalvia; Mytilida; Mytilidae. Gene Ontology annotation, cellular component: oxoglutarate dehydrogenase complex; mitochondrion. The transcript has 14 exons.
GAUUGUAGCGACACCUGUAGCCGGUGUUCCUCAAGUUCACAAGCAGACCACAUUCAGCAAAAUAUGCUUACUACCUUCUCACAAAAGUCGUUGCCUUUCUUAAAGGGAACAUCAAGUAAAGUUGUGAGAUGUCUGAUUGUAUCACAGAACAGAUCUUAUGCCAGUGAAGCUGAUAAUGAUUUAGUUGUAAUUGGGUCUGGACCUGGAGGUUAUGUUGCUGCCAUUAAAGCUGCACAGCUUGGCCUUAAAACAGUAUGUGUUGAGAAAAAUGAGACUUUAGGAGGAACUUGUUUGAAUGUUGGGUGUAUACCAUCAAAAGCAUUACUCAACAACUCACAUUUAUAUCAUAUGGCUGCUGGUAAAGAUCUAAAAACUAGAGGCAUUGAAUUUGAAAGUGUCAAGUUGAAUCUUGAUCAAAUGAUGUCACAAAAAACAAAAGCAGUAAAAGCUCUGACAGGAGGAAUAGCACAUCUCUUUAAACAGAAUAAGGUAACACAUGUUCAAGGUUUUGGUAAAAUAAGUGGUCCAAAUGAAGUUACAGUAGUCAAAAGUGAUGGUACUGAAGAAAAGAUAAGCACAAAAAAUAUAAUGAUUGCAACUGGGUCUGAAGUUACACCAUUCCCUGGAAUCAAGAUAGAUGAAGAAAAAGUUGUGUCAUCAACAGGUGCUCUGUCCUUGAAAAAGGUACCAGAAAAAAUGAUAGUAAUAGGAGCUGGUGUCAUUGGUGUAGAACUGGGCUCUGUCUGGCAGAGAUUAGGAGCACAGGUCACUUGUGUGGAAUUCUUAGGUCAUGUAGGUGGUAUGGGCAUUGAUAUGGACAUAUCUAAAAAUUUCCAGAGAAUUUUACAAAAACAAGGACUUAAAUUUAAACUUGAUACCAAAGUCAUGGGUGCUUCAAUAGAUGGAGACAAUAUCAAGGUUUCUGUUGAAGGUGUUAAAAACCAGAAGAAAGAAGAGAUUGACUGUGAUACAUUACUGGUGUGUAUAGGAAGACGACCCUAUACAAGUAACAUUGGUUUAGAUACUGUUGGGUUACAGGCUGACAAUAGAGGAAGGGUAGAAGUUAAUGAGAGGUUUCAGACUUCUGUUCCUAGUAUUUUUGCUAUUGGAGACUGUAUUCAUGGUCCUAUGUUAGCUCAUAAAGCUGAAGAUGAAGGUAUUUUAUGUGUUGAGGGCAUUUGUGGUGGAGCUGUACACUUAGACUAUAAUAACGUCCCAUCAGUAAUAUAUACUCAUCCAGAGGUUGCUUGGGUUGGUAAAAAUGAGGAGCAAUUGAAAGAGGAGGGAGUAGAAUAUAAGGUUGGUAAAUUCCCAUUGGCAGCAAACAGCAGAGCUAAAACAAAUGAUGAUACAGAUGGUUUUGUAAAAGUAUUAGCAGAUAAAUCAACAGACCGAUUACUAGGAUGUCAUUUUAUAGGAUCUGUUGCUGGAGAACUAAUAAAUGAAGCUGUAUUAGCUAUGGAAUAUGGAGCAUCGUGUGAAGAUAUUGCCAGAGUCUGUCAUGCACAUCCGACCGUAUCAGAAGCCCUUAGAGAAGCUAAUUUGAUGGCUUACUGUGGAAAACCUAUCAACUUCUAAAAUCUCAUUAGACAAUAUUUUCGAAUUUAGAAAACUAUUGUUUCGUAAAACAGUAUGAAAUGAUAUUUGAUGACAACACACAGCUUAAAUCAGGUUCAACUUAUCAUCAUAAGAGCUAGUACUAUUACAUCUACUGGAUUCCAUCCAAGUUCAACUAGGUUUUCCAAUUGUGUGGGCUAUUUGUUUCAUUCAUCACUGAGGAUAAUAACAUUGUACCUUGAUGCAGCAUUCUGAUAUGAAUUAUGUGCCAAACUUUAGGAAAUGAUUUUUUUAACUCUUUUUGAAAUGUAGAUGAUUUGAAUUAAAUUUUUGAUAGCUGAUUCUGUCUUCACUAUCUUAAAGCUUGGCACAUAAUAAAAAUACUUAUAUGCUAUAUGUUCCUAUUGCUCUCUCUGCUCAAGUAUAGAGUGUUAAAUUAUAUAGUUAUAUAAAAGAAAAUUGAAGGUUUAUAGUAAAGCAGAUUAGAUUGUUUUUAGAUGUUUCUAACAGUGUCAUUAUAAAGAUGAAGUAAAGUUUUAAAAUGUUUCAAAUAAUCCUAUGCUGUAUUAAAAAAGAUCUGUCCCAUUGAAGUGCUGUUAAGUUAUUAUAUAAUUUUGUAUAGAGAAUAAAACUAAAAAAAGCUAUGUACAA